Molecule: messenger RNA, 1024 nt
Organism: Neurospora tetraspora
Lineage: Eukaryota; Fungi; Ascomycota; Sordariomycetes; Sordariales; Sordariaceae
Exons: 2
Coding region: 239-643 (134 amino acids)
Source: RefSeq, a predicted model, not a curated record
ACCUGCUCUCCCAAGCUGCUGGACGUUAUCAAGGAAGGUUUCCUUGUAUCACCAAGAUGGUGAUAAUGUUACAGGAGAUAUCAAGGCCGUCCCUAAAAUUCGAGUGAAAAGGAACAUUUUACCUCCGCAAACACGCAACUUUCGUUCUCAACACCAGAAUCCCAAAAUCACCAUACCUCGUAGGGAAACAACGAACAUCGAGCCAUCAUUUCAAUCCAGGACCAAUCCGAACAGCAAGAUGUCCGCUCAACGUCAACCACAAGAACAAAACCCAAGCUCUCAGGACCAAAAUCCCACCUGGUCCGAAUGGGCCAAAACCCAAUACAACGCUCAAUACGAGUCCUGGGUCCCUUGGCUAGAAGACCUCUACCUCCGCUACUUCACCAAGGACAACAAAGCGAGUUAUGCCACCAAUGACACCCUCUCCAAAACAAAAGUGACAAACAUCGAACAAGUAGACACCCUCCAAGACGGGGUGCAUAACCUCGUCGCUGGACAAGUCGGGCAAGGAGGACUGGGACAGCCGGUUGGUGAUCUGUUGUCCAAGGAGGGAGUGAAUAGGAUGGAGAGAAAGGGGAAGGAUGAGAGGGGUGGGUAUCUACCUGAUGUGAGGAAUGUGGGAGGGUUGUUGGGGAGGAAGUGAGCGCAAGCAGUCAGCGAGGGGGGAAUGGUGGUGGAUGGGGAGUGCGCGUUGGCGAAUAGUCGGUGAUGACGUGAUGAGUGUUUGUAAGAUUAUAAGAUACAUGGAGGACCUCUUGAAGAUUGCCGUUAUAUCCAAAGAUCAUAAAUCCAUCCUCCCAGGUGGAUAAGUCGGGUAGACUGGGUCGAAGUGGGUUCGACGGAAGGUUGAAUAACCGUUGAAGCCGGUGGAAGGCUGGAUAAAUACUAAGACUAGCUGAAGCCUAAGUAUUUCUCCAUCCUUCCACCGUCUUCAACGAUUAUUCAACCCUCGAUCGAACCUACCCAGCCGACCCAGCUCCCCCCCUCCCAAUGACCCCAUUCGCUUGCACGACCCAACCCUUCC